This is a messenger RNA of Linum trigynum, 2021 nucleotides long. The record is from the annotation of a GenBank genome assembly. Lineage: Eukaryota; Viridiplantae; Streptophyta; Magnoliopsida; Malpighiales; Linaceae.
UGCAAGCGUUGGGAAAGAGGCAAAAAGCAGAGCUUUGGUUUGGUUUGGUUUGGGUCCAAACUCCAAACACGAUAUUUUCUUUUUCGAUUGUGAUUCCUAGUAAUAAUUAGUUAAUUAAUUAGGUAUUACAAAACAAUUUAUUUAUUUGUUGAUGUACUCUCAAAUCUGCCCACCUUCUUCCUUUUGGCUACCUGUUUUCCAGUUUACUGUUCUCUUCUCUUCUCGCCUCUUUCCUUCCCCACUUUAUUGUAUCUCCUGUCCGCAUCUGCAGCCCUCUGUUCUUCUCUGCCCGUCAAUUCCUUACCUACCCACAUUCAAUAAUCCAAUUUCAGUUUUGGGCAGCGCCAAAGCUUUCUCCUUUGUCACCGCCUUGGGGUGUCUGCCUAAUUGUUAGCUGUGCCCGGUAGGUGUUCGUGUAAUUGUGUGAACCAACACAGAGUUGUUACUUUGCCCUCCUUUUUCCCCUCGGUUUUGAAUGAUCCGGGGUAUGGCUGCGUCGAUCAACCCAUUAGCCAGUUGAAAUUCUUGUCGAUUGGAGUUGGCGGAGGACACCACAGACGCUAGGAAUGAGGGAUUUUGCUGGCACGCCGGGGACUAUGACCGGGCUUUUCCUGCGGAUUUCUCAAUGUGUGUUUGCGGCUGGGUCGAUCACUGCUAUUUCCACCACUUCUAGCUUCUUCAACUUCACUGCUUUCUGCUACCUAAUUGCGUCAAUGGGUUUGCAAGUGAUCUGGAGCUUUGGACUUGCGUUGCUAGAUUCUUAUGCUUUGGUGAGAGGCAAAAUUCUGCACAACUCUCUAUUGGUCAGCCUUUUUGCUGUGGGAGAUUGGGUGACGGCAACCUUGUCUCUGGCGGCGGCUUCUGCUUCCGCCGGCAUCACCAUACUUCUUUUUCAUGACCUGGGACACUGCGGUUUCGUUGGAGAAUGCCAAAAGUACCAAAUGGCAGUGGCGUUGGCUUUCCUCAGCUGGGUCUCUAUCGCGACAUCCUCGAUCAUCAUGCUGUGGUUGAUGGUAGAAGGUGGGGAUUUUUGAGCUUUUCACAAGAUGGUAAGUAGGAAAACAUCAGGUGGACAGGAUAGAAGUACAUAGUCACACACAAAGGUUUACUUUGUAAUUUGGAUAAUAAUGAAGCACAUACUGUGUAUAUAGAACAACUGCAAAGGAAGAAGCAAUUUGUCAUUGGCUAGCAAAUUUGUGAAGGAAAACGUGGGUAUUUUAGGACAGCUUUAUUACUGUUAUAUUCUGAAGACAUCAGAUUCUGGUUUCAAACAUCGUAUUGGUGGAAUGUGGCAUUGAACAAGUCAUGUGGCUAUCUGACGAAUGCAGGUACACUGGUUGGUUUGGAGAAACGAAUCUCAGCUCCCUACCGAACUUGUCCUCAUCUUCUGUGUUAGGUUGAUGAUUUCACUGGUGCCCACAUUUCCGUCAGCUGUAAGUAUUUAAUGGAUCUGUGUGGUUCAGAUCUGUGGGGCGCAAGUGGGAACAACACAAGCCCUGAAUCUUCGGGGCAAGGCGGAGAUGAGAAUGGAAGGUUAUGGCCAAAGAUCUGGCUCGUUCUCCAGCUUCCCCCAAACAUCAGUGGGCCUACUUUGCCACCGGUUAUCUUAGCAGAUGUGGGCUCAUCUACUCAGCCCACUGAGUUGGUCGUCUCUCUUCAGUCCGUCAUAGGCCCAGCGACCGUCAUCUUGAGUGCUUGACUAUCAAACCAUCUUGUUCGGUUGAUAGUUUUUUUUUGGUGGGAUUGUUCAGUUGAUAGUUGAUACUAUCUAUUGGAAUAAGUCGUGGAUGGUUCAUUUUCUAUUUACACGUGCCGCUACGCUUUUCUUCAUGAUGCAUCAAGAGAAGGUUUACAUAGCUCAACGACUCAACCCCUUGGAUUCGUUGAUUAAGCUCAGCCAAAUCAUGUUUGUAGCAAGUUUUCUAAAAUCGUAUCGAGUAUAAUUUCAUUGUGAGAAGGUAUUUAUUUAUUUAAUCAUUACGAAUCGUCUACAUCCAAUUCAAUAAUAUCGAACACCUGUA